Messenger RNA from Astrephomene gubernaculifera, 1552 nucleotides. Lineage: Eukaryota; Viridiplantae; Chlorophyta; Chlorophyceae; Chlamydomonadales; Astrephomenaceae. The record is from the annotation of a GenBank genome assembly.
CACCAAGAGAGAGCGAGAACACCAAGCUCCAUUGAGUAUGUGAUUACCGGUAUAUCACCUCGGUUCUGUAUCUUGCUUCCGUGUAAUCGAUAAAAAUCGUAUAUAUCAAUGGCAGCUCAUAGAGAACUCUUCCAAAUGUUAUCUUGAAGGGGAGGGAAAGCCGUUGAGAGAAUGGCGAAGCAACCUGCAAUAGUUCAACACCUCAGGGAGGUGUUCAGCCGGAAAGUCCUCAAGACGUUAGGCUUGAUCCUUGCUUGGUAUGUUUUGAGCACAGGACUGUCAUUAUACAACAAGCAGUUGCUUGGCACAGGGCAUGGCCUUCUUGGGAUGGGGCAAUUUCCAGCCCCGCUGCUCAUGACGAGCGUCCAGUUUGCAUGUCAAAUGCUGCUGGCGAGGCUCGUCUUCUACUUGGGGCUGGUAGAGAGGACAAUUAGCAAUCGCAGGAUGGCUUGGAGUGAUUACCUACGCCUAGUGGUGCCCAACGGCGUGAUCACGGGUCUUGACAUCGGCUUCAGUAACACCAGUUUGGCCUUCAUCAACCUCUCCUUCUACACCAUGUGCAAAUCCACGGUGCCCAUCUUCCUGCUGUUCUUCGCCUUCGUCUGGGGUAUUGAGCGCCCCAGCUGGGAGCUCCUGACGGUGGUGGGUGUCAUCGCCGCGGGCCUGGCGCUGCUGGUGCGGGGCGAGGCGCAGUUCCAGCUGCUGGGGUUCGGGCUGGUGAUGACGGCCUCCUGCCUCAGCGGGCUGCGCUUCACGCUGAUGCAGGUGCUGCUGCAUGGGCACCACACAUCGGCCGCCCUGGGCGGCCCCCUGGAGGUGUUGGAGCUGCUCACGCCCGUCAUGAGCGUCACAGUGCUGCUGUUCAGCCUGGCUUGGGAGGAGCUGUGGCGGGUGCUGCCGGGCUCGCCGUACUUCAGCGGCGCGGGGGUGUGCGCGCUGACGGGGCUGGUGGUGGCGGCGGGGGCGGGCAUCGCCUUCCUCAUGGUGUGGACCGAAUACCAGGUGAUCAAGGAGACGUCAGCGCUCACCUUCAUGAUCGCAGGGACGGUGAAGGAGGUGGUGACAGUGCUGGCGGCGGUGGUGGUGCUGGGCGACCAGCUCACCCCGGUGAACGGGCUGGGGCUGGCGGUGGUGAUUGCGGGAGUGCUGCUCUUCAACUACUACAAGUACAGGAAGCUCAAACAGGCGCAAGACGGCCCCUCGUACGCCGCACUGGAGGCCGCAGCCGCCGCCAAAGACGACGAUGCGGACACCUCCGAAACCGGCGGUGGUGACGAUGACGGUGUGGAGAGCGGUGGUAAGGCGCCGCACCGGCGGCACCACGUGGUUGGGGCUCUUGGAGGCGGCGGAGGAGGGUCCUCCGGGCAAGGGCCGGUGUCCGCCGCUGCUGUUGCGGCAUUGUCGGCGGAGGCAGCAGCAGGUGCAGGCCAUAGCGGUAGCGGUAGCCAGCAGCAGCAGCAGGGCCCUCCUGGACUGUUGGCAAGGGUUCUUGCCGGGUUAGCUGGGCCGCCCCGUAGCAGUAGCAGCAACGGCAACUACUCUUUAAUAGCAG